GCGGCCGGACGUGCCCGCCCGAGCGCCGGAAGCGGCGGCGCGCGGGGCGCCGUGGGAGCGUGAGCCCGGCAAGAUGGCGGAGUCUGCAAACGCCACCCACGAAGUCAUCAAUGCCACCCUCCACACUAUGCUGGCUGCUACUACCAAGUUGGUGGCACCUACACCUCCCAAGCCCAUCCUUCCAGUUCAGACUGGAGUCCAGGCACAGCAAGAGGAACAGUCUAGUGGCAUGACGAUUUUUUUUAGCCUUCUUGUUAUAGCUAUUUGCAUCAUAUUGGUGCAUUUACUGAUAGAAUACCGGCUUCAUUUUUUACCAGAGAGCGUGGCUGUUGUUUCCUUAGGUAUCCUUAUGGGAGCUUUUAUAAAAAUCAUAGAGGCUCAAAAGCUGGCCAACUGGAAGGAAGAAGAAAUGUUUCGUCCAAAUAUGUUUUUUCUGCUUUUGCUUCCACCUAUUAUAUUUGAAUCUGGAUAUUCACUGCACAAGGGUAAUUUUUUUCAGAACAUUGGUUCCAUCAUUCUGUUCUCAGUAUUUGGCACUGCAAUAUCAGCUUUCAUUGUAGGUGGAGGAAUCUAUUUCCUGGGCCGGGCUGAUGUAAUUUAUAAACUCAACAUGACAGACAGUUUUGCAUUUGGCUCUUUAAUAUCUGCAGUUGACCCCGUGGCUACUAUUGCCAUUUUCAAUGCCCUCAAUGUGGAUCCUGUGCUUAACAUGUUGGUUUUUGGAGAGAGUAUUCUCAACGAUGCAGUCUCAAUUGUCCUGACCAACACAGCAGAAGGUUUGACAAGGGAAAAUAUGUCAGAUGUAAGUGGAUGGCAAACCUUUCUACAGGCACUGGGAUACUUUCUCAAGAUGUUCUUUGGCUCUGCAGCACUUGGCACGCUUACUGGUCUUAUUUCUGCAUUAGUACUAAAGCACAUUGAUUUAAGGAAGACACCUUCCCUAGAAUUUGGGAUGAUGAUUAUCUUUGCUUACCUUCCUUACGGACUUGCAGAAGGGAUCUCACUCUCAGGUAUCAUGGCAAUCCUGUUCUCUGGCAUCGUGAUGUCUCACUACACACACCACAAUCUGUCCCCAGUGACACAGAUCCUGAUGCAGCAGACACUCAGAACUGUGGCUUUCAUGUGUGAAACAUGUGUUUUUGCGUUUCUUGGCCUGUCAAUUUUUAGUUUUCCUCACAAGUUUGAAAUGUCCUUUGUCAUCUGGUGCAUAGUCCUGGUUCUCUUUGGUAGAGCAGUGAAUAUUUUUCCACUUUCCUAUCUACUCAACUUUUUCCGUGAUCAUAAAAUCACUCCCAAAAUGAUGUUUAUCAUGUGGUUUAGUGGAUUACGUGGUGCCAUUCCCUAUGCCCUCAGCCUGCACCUGGGCCUGGAGCCCAUCGAGAAGCGGCAGCUCAUCGGCACCACGACCAUCAUCAUCGUGCUCUUCACCAUCCUGCUGCUGGGAGGGGGAACCAUGCCCCUCAUCAGGCUCGUGGACAUCGAGGACUCCAAACCACGCAAGAGGAGCAAGAAGGACGUCAAUCUUAGCAAGACAGAGAAGAUGGGAAACACUAUAGAAUCCGAGCAUUUGUCAGAGCUCACAGAGGAGGAAUAUGAAGCCCAGUACAUAAAACGCCAGAACCUCAAAGGGUUUAUGCGGCUUGAUGUGGAGUAUUUGAAUCCUUUCUUCACCAGAAGACUCACACAAGAAGACCUGCACGACGGGCGCAUCCAGAUGAAGACCCUGACCAACAAGUGGUACGAGGAGGUGCGCCAGGGCCCCUCGGGCUCCGAGGACGACGAGCAGGAGCUGCUGCAGCAGAGCGGGGCCGGGGCACGCUGAGCUCCGCGCGCCUCCCCGGGCCCGACUGCGCGGGAGCUGCUGAGCCAGGGCUGAGCUCCCACGUGUCCAUCCUGUGCUCCUUGUUUAGGUGAAACCCACAGCUCUGCUGUCGCUGUUCAGGAAGGGAAACCCACAAGGGUCAGACGCUGGGUGGGCUGAAGGAGGAACCUUUUGCUCAGACUUCACUGCGUAGCAAAUUCCAGGCAGCCCGAUGAAGAGCAGAACCAUCUGCCAUGGAAUGGUGACAUUGUUGAUGGGGAUGGGUUCUUCCCAUCCCAAAACGUGCUGCGACCACACGCUGCAGGACAGGGCCUGUGUGUGGCUCUACAAAACAACAAAUUGCACUUUACCUUUUAUAUAUAUAUAUAUAUAUAUGUGUGUGUGUGUAUAUAUAUAUAUAUAUAUGUGUAUAUAUAUAUGUGUGUAUAUGUAUGUAUAUAUAUAUAUAUAUUCAUUCACAGCAUGAAGAGUCUUGACAGUUUAUACUGUGAAUUUGUUUCAGCACUAUUAAGGGAAUCGGACUGGAGAAAACGUAUAAUUUAUGGAAUUUGCACAUUUUGAACCCAGAAAAGAUGCAUACCUUGACAAGAGCAGAUGUUGCACAUACAGGGAAUCACCUCUGAAAAUGUAGUUUUGUCACUUAAGAAAUCCUUGAUUUCUGUUUUAUGGGAUUUUUCGGUUUUUAUAGUAAGGGAUCUGAUCCACAGACUGAUUGUAGCAUGGUUUUGGGGAAAUGGGGGUCUGUGACACCACAGAACUGCGUUUGAAAUUGUUGUUUCUUUUCUUUGGCUAAAGCCAGUUGCAGUUGGGUUUCUAUAAUUGGCAGUUGCUCCUUGCUGCCACUUUGGCUUCAAAUCUUAGAAAAGAGCAGCUUCUGUUUUGCCUCAUUUAUGAAGUGUCCCUAACACUCCACAAUUCACCAGUGGAAUUUUUAAGCUUCAGUGGAAGCAAAAGCAGGACGUACAUGAGGAAAAAAAAUCUAAUCCAGGUACAGAAACAUUAAUACUGCACGUGGCUGAAGCAGCCUCUGCUGGGAAGUGCCAAACAGCUUCCUUUAAGCUGUCCCAUUUUUCUCUUCUGCUUAGACUGUUUCAGAAUCUGUGUUAUCACUGCGUUUGUUCUCCAUGGCCCAGUGUUUGCUCGGCAUUGCCAACACCUGAACGUGUUUGCUGCACGUUUUCCAUGGUGACACAUGCAGCAGUUUGCUCCCACUGCCAAAUUCCUCCUUGGUCAUUUGCGUAUCCACUGUCAGGAUGUGAAUUACAGUUCAGCACCCAAAUCUGACAUGCAAAUGUGCAUGUUUGUUUCUGAAGAUGUGAGACUUAGUUUUGGUCUGGUUUUGCUGAGUUUUUUAAUCCACUGCUUACCUACUGUGAGAAUAAAAGUUCAAGAAUGUAUUCAGAGUCCUGAA
Haemorhous mexicanus (house finch) is the source of this 3233-nucleotide messenger RNA. It is a transcript of the gene SLC9A8, whose product is annotated as solute carrier family 9 member A8. Lineage: Eukaryota; Metazoa; Chordata; Aves; Passeriformes; Fringillidae. Gene Ontology annotation, biological process: sodium ion transport; regulation of pH; proton transmembrane transport. The transcript is spliced from 16 exons. The coding region runs from base 74 to 1822 and encodes 582 amino acids. The record is from RefSeq and is a predicted model, not a curated record. Gene Ontology annotation, molecular function: sodium:proton antiporter activity. Gene Ontology annotation, cellular component: Golgi apparatus; membrane.